UGCUUUGCCCUCCUUGCAAAAGGUUCGCUCUCACUUUAAUUGUACGAGCAUUGCUUUUCCUCCACUUACGACAUCCUUCCGGGAACCAGCAUUCGUCUCCUCGCCCCGGCUCACAAUGUUCACACGUCUGAAGAAACGAUUCUCGCACCCAGGGUCGAAAAACAAAACUGAUCGUCCGACUGCUCCAUCUCCUUCAUCCAUCAAUUUCAACAGUUACCUCAACCGCGACCAUACUCGGGGAUUCCAAACCCUGAUUGCUCGAGCCCAGCGUGAACGAGCCAUUCAGAUACGGAAACGCAGCAUCUCCGUCGACCGCGAGGACAGAAGAAGUACGACGAAGACGCAGAAUCAAUCGCCACUUUUCGCAAAGUUGCCCGUUGAGCUGAGAAUCAAGAUCUAUGAGAUGGUUUUGUGCGAGACGGGACAGGUGAAUAUCAUCGAGUCUUGGAAUCGCCAUGAUCCUUCAAGGUUCUACGGCAGGACCUGCCUUGUGCCAGUGGUGUAUUGCCGAGAGCUUGCGAGGGGUAAGAGAUGCACAGUGCAGAGCAAUAUCCUUUUUACCUGUCGAAGAAUCUAUCGCGAAGCCAUCGAUAUUUUGUAUUCUGGCAAUGCUUUUAUCUUCUGGGACCGUGACAACUUUAUUCUAUUCUCCAAGACCUUGGUCCCGCACCGUCUGAGGAAGAUUAGGGUAAUCUGCGUUCAGGAAUUUGAUCCUUGUUGGAGGCCACGAUUUCAGUCCUUUCGCGGGAGCGAGUUCUGGCCCUUGGCAUUCCCCGACGACCUCGUUUCUGAGUAAUCUCUGCUCAGGG
This is a messenger RNA of Trematosphaeria pertusa, 809 nucleotides long. RefSeq lists its product as uncharacterized. Lineage: Eukaryota; Fungi; Ascomycota; Dothideomycetes; Pleosporales; Trematosphaeriaceae. The transcript is spliced from 2 exons. The coding region runs from base 116 to 796 and encodes 226 amino acids. The record is from RefSeq and is a predicted model, not a curated record.